Daucus carota subsp. sativus is the source of this 2818-nucleotide messenger RNA. RefSeq names its product AT-rich interactive domain-containing protein 2. Gene Ontology annotation, molecular function: DNA binding. Bases 426 to 2426 code for a protein of 666 amino acids. The transcript is spliced from 2 exons. The record is from RefSeq and is a predicted model, not a curated record. Lineage: Eukaryota; Viridiplantae; Streptophyta; Magnoliopsida; Apiales; Apiaceae.
CUUUCCUUUGUUUCUCAUGUCACAAAUUAAAUUCUCUGAGCAUUAAAUCCAAGUUUUUUUAAUUUUUAUUUAAUAUAUCCGAAUUUCAAGAAUUUGGUCUGUCUCUGUAUCUUCUGUUGAAUAACCUUCGUAAUAAAGAUGAUGUUUUUAUCUACCGGGUGUCUCUAUUUUCCGUUGUUAAGUACUUGUGUGUCUUUUGACUAUCUGGUUUUUUAUCUUUUUUUAAAUGGUGGCGUGAAUUAAUUUAUUUAAUCCAGAUGAACGUUCCCGCCAGAACUUUGAUGAACCCAGAAGUUGAAUUGUAGUGAUUAGUGAUGAAUUUUCGAUUUUUGUGUUGUUGCAUUUUCAUUUGUCUGUGUUUUGGUUUAUUUAAUGUUUAGGGUGUGAAUGAAGUGAUUUGUUUUUAGGGUUUGAAUUCAAAAUACAUGGCAGGGUUUUCGAAGAUAGCUGAUGGGUUUGCUUUAGAUUCUCCUGAUAAGGUUGAAGGGGGUGAAUUUAAUGAUAUUUUGGAAGAUAUAGUGCCAUUUUCAAAAGGGUUUUUUGAGGGUGACAAAAAGGAGGAUAUAGAGUGUAUGUUUAAUCAAGUCGUUUCGGCUUUUUUGAGUGAGAUUUGUGGGGAUAAGUUUUCUAGGCCUUUGCCUCCUAUGCUUGGAAAUGGGAAGGCUGUUGAUUUGUAUAAACUGUACUCGGUAGUGAGAGAUAAAGGUGGUUAUGAUGUUGUUUCGGAUAAUGGGUUGUGGGGUUGUGUUGCGAAGGAGUUUGGUUUGAGUUUCGAGUUCGGUUCAUGUUUGAAAUUGAUUUAUGUUAAGUACUUGAACUCGAUUGGUGAGUGGGUGGAAAGGACUCUUAAUGUUAAAGACUUGAAAGAUAAGAUUGGAGGUGGUGAAGAGGUUCAGGGGGUGCAGGUGAUGGAAUUAGAAAUGGAUCGGACAGAGAAGGACAGGGGUCGAGUGCAUUUGGAUUUGGAGGAGAGUAGGUUGGGAGAUAGUGAAGAAGUGAGGACUGAGCAUGUAAGGGACUUAAAACAGGAUGCUAGAGGUUUUGUUUAUGAAAAUGUUGCUAAGGAUGAGAAAGACAGGGAACAAAUGCAUUUGGAUUUGGAGGAGAGUAAAUCAAAUAUAACUGGUGGUGGAAAGUUGUGUGAAGGUAGUAAGAUUUGGAGUUUUACUGAUCUGGAUGAAGCCAAGAGAAGUGUCAUUAACAUGCUCUUUGAGUCUAGUGGUGAAGGUGAGUUGGAUGAAGAUAAGUGUCCAAAUGACGAGGUUCAGAGUUUGGUACAGUUUAAUGGAAAUGAAAAAAUUGAAAAUGACAAACUGAUUGAUGAUGCCAAAACACGUGAUUUUAACUUCGAAAGUGAGGGUACUGGAGAUUUUUAUAAUCGAAAGAGGAAACGUGAGUGUAUCCCGGGAUUACUUAAUUGGGUCACUAAGGUGGCCAGGGAUCCAUGUAAUCCAGUCAUUGGGUGUUUACCAGAGAGGUCUAAAUGGAAGUAUUUUGGAAACCAGCAUCUAUGGAAGCAGAUUCUGUUUGUUCGCGAGGCAAUGAUGGUAAAAAGGGGUGCUAGUUCAAGUGUUGAGCAGUCCAUCUGGCAGAAGAAGCAAAAGAUGCAUCCAACGAUGUAUGAAGAUUAUCCGGUUCCUGCAAAACUAUCUAGAGGACCGUCCUUUAAGAGGUCACAAGCGCGAUUAUGUUCCGACACUCAGGGUGACUCUGAAGAUACAUUUGGUAGACAGAAUUUACGGUUGGCUGAAUCACUUGCUGGAUUAUGGCUUAAAAAUUAUAAUCGGAAGAGAAUUCCUGUUGGGGUAUAUUUUCAAGCAGAACUUCCAGAUUGGGAUGGGAAGUCUUGUGAAAGUGAUUCUAAGUGGUUGGGUACACGUGUUUGGCCUCAGGGUAAAGAAUUGAGCUGUGAUAGUAUGAUUGAAAGAAAUCACACUGGAGUUGGGAGACGUGAUUUCUGUGGUUGCGAGUUCCGAGGUUCCUUUGAAUGUGUUAGAUUUCAUGUUUCUGAGAAAAGGAGUAGGCUAAAGCUUGAACUGGGCUUGGCCUUUUACCAUUGGCAAAUUGACCAAAUGGGUGAGGAGGUUGCAUUCUCUUGGAACAAAGUAGAGGAAAUAAAGUUUGAUGAAAUAGUGAAGUCAAAUCCUCCUUCUCAAGGUAAGUGUUUCUGGGAAGAAAUACAUAAAUUGUUUCCUUACAAAAAGAGGGAACAGUUGGUGAGCUACUACUUUAAUGUCUUUCUUCUCCGGCGAAGAGGUCUACAAAACAGGUCAAUACCAAUCGAAAUUAGCAGUGAUGAUGAUGACUUAGAAUUCGAAACAACAACAAAUUGCAGUGGACAUGGGGCUAUGAAGUCUCCUAAAUUCAAUUAUUGUUCGCCAAAGAAGACUCAUUUGAAUUUCAGAGGAAAUCCAAAGACAGGUUAAUGUAAAAGUCUGAGUUGGGCUGUAAAUUGCAGCAUUUUGCAGGUGUAGUACUUUUUCUUGAAAAGAACAAAGCAUUCCCGUCUUACAGGCACACAAUUUACGAGGUAUCUGAAAGUUACAAAUCUUGAAUUUUAGAUUUCUUUUAUUAUCGGUAGUAUAGACAGAUGGAUAAAUUAUUUAUAGGCAAUGGUGCGUAUCAAUUGUUUCUGGUUGAAAAGAUUUCUAGAAUUGAUGGGUAUGGUUCAUUCUGCUCAUUCAUCAUGCAUACAAAACCUAGUUCUAGUGUUUUUUAUUUUAAAGUCAUGGAACUUGUUUAUUGUUAGACAAUUACAGAGUUAUGAAGACCAGUUUAUGAUGAUGAAAAACAUAUAAUGUUGGUUUUCUGCUCCUUA